AUGGACGAUUCGUAUUUAAACAUGACUGAGGGGUAUGUUGACGAUUGUAAGAUAACACAAAUGCAAUAUCACUCGUUUCUUCCUUACCCGUCUUCCGCAAUGUCUUGCAACGACGAUAUUAGGAUGUCUAUUCAAAAUAUGGACGCGUACACUCGUCCGUGCGAAAGCUAUAUUUUUAUAGUGGCAAAAGUAAUUAAAACUUCGACCACCGGUAUACAAGGAACGGUUAAUUUCACAAACGACGGAUUGCCGUUUUCGUUUUCCGAAAUGCGGUAUGACGUGAAUGACAUGACAAUCCAAAAUUUAAAAACCUCAGGCAUAGCCUCUUGUUUAAAAUGUUACGGUUCGCAUACACGUGACGAUUUAUAUGAACUACAAAACGCUGUCUGGGACACAGAUACGGACGUAGGUGAUAAUAAAGAAUUUAUGCCAGACAUUAAAUUUUCCGGUUGUUAACCGUUAAAAUAUUUAUUCGGUUUCUGUGAGGAUUAUAAAAAAAUAUUACUCAAUUGUAAUCGACAGCUUAUUUUAAAUCGAGCGACUACAGAUUUUGAUGCGCUCCGUGUUGUAGGCGGAUG
This is a messenger RNA of Cinara cedri, 578 nucleotides long. Lineage: Eukaryota; Metazoa; Arthropoda; Insecta; Hemiptera; Aphididae. The record is from the annotation of a GenBank genome assembly.